Messenger RNA from Indicator indicator, 735 nucleotides. RefSeq names its product complement C1q C chain (gene C1QC). NCBI's taxonomy places the organism in Eukaryota, Metazoa, Chordata, Aves, Piciformes, Indicatoridae. The transcript is spliced from 2 exons. Bases 7 to 735 code for a protein of 242 amino acids. The record is from RefSeq and is a predicted model, not a curated record. Gene Ontology annotation, molecular function: protein binding.
ACCAAAAUGGGGCAGGGCUUCUGGGAGCAGCUCCAUCUGGCCCUUGUCCUUCUACUCCUGAAUCUGGGGUCCACUGUGGCAGAAGAUGCCCCCUACAGCUGCUAUGGGAUUCCAGGCCUGCCAGGCAUGCCAGGGAUGCCAGGCAAGGAUGGCCGGGAUGGUCUGAAGGGAGCCAAAGGCGAGCCAGGUUUCCCUGCAACAGGAGGGCCCAAGGGCAUGAAAGGAGAACCAGGCAGCCCUGGCAUGCCAGGUGAGCCAGGCCCCAUGGGUAUGCAUGGUCCUGAUGGAUUUCCUGGGCCAACGGGAGCACCAGGGGUGCCAGGCAUGCCAGGCAGCUACAAGCAGAAGCUGCUGUCAGCAUUCUCAGUCAGGAGGCAGAGCAAGAAGCACCCCCUGAAGAACAUCCCUGUGGUGUUCAACCAGAUCAUCACCAACACCAACUAUGACUACAACAUCACCUCAGGCAGGUUCACCUGCAGGCUCCCCGGCCUCUACUACUUUGUCUUCCACACCUCACAGACAGACACACUCUGUGCCAUCCUCCACAAGGAUGGGAGGAAGGCUGCCAGCUUCUGUGACCACCAGACCAACGCCCUGCAGGUCAGCUCUGGUGGUGCCCUCCUGCGCCUGGGCACUGGCAGCCAGGUCUGGCUGACAGUGAACGACUACAAUGGCAUGGUGGGCACCGACCGCUCCAACAGCAUCUUCUCAGGCUUCCUGCUCUUCCCAGACUAG